Rhinichthys klamathensis goyatoka is the source of this 2241-nucleotide messenger RNA. It is a transcript of the gene klhl40a, whose product is annotated as kelch-like family member 40a. The record is from RefSeq and is a predicted model, not a curated record. The transcript has 6 exons. Gene Ontology annotation, molecular function: protein binding. The coding region runs from base 380 to 2212 and encodes 610 amino acids. Lineage: Eukaryota; Metazoa; Chordata; Actinopteri; Cypriniformes; Leuciscidae.
UUCAAUUUUCAAGUUGGCCACAUUUCACAGUAACAUUACAUUUUCACAUCUUCCUGUCCUUUUGCAUAAGAUCUACAACUCAGUCAGUAGUCCCAGUGAGCAGCAUGUCAGCUGUUGGCAUGAUCUGUUUGGCGGGGGAAGGGAGGGGCAGGUUGAAUUUCAGGCCCUAAGUGUGGUUCAUUUGCACAUUUCUAUAUAUAGAUGGACAGACAGUAGCUGAUAACUUGUGACAGCUGAGGAAGGAGGCCACACCAAAGAGGCACAUCCUCCGCCAUUUCUCAUUUAGAGUAACGGUGUUAAUACAGUCAGUUCAGUUCUGCAGUGGGAGAGGACUAGGACACCCCUCCCUUCUACUGAAAUCACAUCAAACCAUAACAAGAUGGCCUCCAUGUCAGUGGACCCAGUGACAGAGCCGCGGAUGUACCAGCAAACGCUCCUACAAGAUGGGCUCUGUGAUCUCCUAGAUGCUAACAAGUUUGUGGACUGUGUUCUGAAGAUCAGAGACAAAGAGUUUCCUUGCCAUCGGCUAGUGCUAGCCGCUAGCAGCCCUUACUUCAAAGCUAUGUUCCUGUCAGACCUAGAAGAGAGCAAAAAGCGGGAGAUUGUUCUAAAAGACAUCGAACCUGGGAUCAUGGGAAUGAUCCUGAGGUACAUGUACACCUCGGAUAUCAACCUGACUGAGCAGAAUGUCCAAGACAUUUUUAUGGCGGCCAACAUGUACCAGAUUCCGUCAAUCUUCAGCGUGUGUGUGUCGUAUCUGCAGCAGAAGCUUGUUCUCAGUAACUGUCUGGCCAUCUUUAGACUGGGACUGUUGCUGGACUGUCCACGUUUGGCCAUGGAGGCACGGGACUUCAUCUGCGACCGGUAUCCCCUCAUCAUUCGGGACCAAGACUUCCAUCAGCUGGGUCCCAGUGAGUUGGCGGCUAUCAUCACAUGUGACUCCCUGAAUGUUGAACGAGAAGAGGCAGUGUUUGAAUCUCUCAUGGACUGGGUGGAGUAUGACACGAGUGAGAGACUGAAAGACCUGCCAGAACUUCUACACUGUGUACGUUUCCGUCUUAUGUCGACAAGUUACUUUAAAGAGAAAGUCGAGGGGCACAAAUUGAUCGGGAUGGAUCAGGAGCUCAAGAAGGAGCUCCAGCUUAUCAAGGAUGCACAGAAAGGACUGCUACAUAGGGUCAAAAGGUCAUCGCACAGGAAGGAAGGCGAGGCGGCGGAUUCUGAAGAUGAGGAUGACGAGGGUUUGCUGCCGGGGAUCCUAAAUGACAACCCACGUUUUGGAAUGUUUCAAACAGACCUUAUAUUGAUGAUUAGCGAUGCAGGAACAGUGGCGUAUGACAUUGGUGCAAACGAGUGCUAUAUGGCGUCUUCAUCCACCGAGAUCCCUAAGAACCACUGCAGUCUUGUCACGAAGGAAAACCAGAUCUUCGUCGCUGGAGGUCUGAUGUACAACGAGGAGAACAAAGAACAGCCGUUCAGUUCGUACUUUCUUCAGUUUGAUCCCAUGAGCUCUGAAUGGCUGGGGAUGCCCUCACUACCAAACCCUCGCUGUCUGUUCGGUCUGGCUGAGGCUGAGAACUCCAUCUAUCUGGUGGGAGGAAAAGAGCUGAAGGAGGGAGCACGUGCACUAGAUUCUGUAAUGAUCUACGACAGACAGUCAUUCAAAUGGGGAGAGUCGGACCCUCUUCCGUAUGCAGUUUAUGGACAUGGAAUCGUUUCACACAAAGGGCUGGUCUAUGUGAUAGGUGGAAAAACUGAGAGCAAGAAAUGCUUGAAGAGAGUCUGUGUCUAUGACCCCACUAAGUUUGAAUGGAAGGAUCUGGCACCCAUGAAAACUGCCCGCUCGCUGUUCGGCGCUGCUGUUCACAAAAACAAAAUCUAUGUGGUGACUGGAGUUACUGAUAGCGGCCUGACUAGCAGUGUGGAAGUCUACGACAUCGCCAGCAACUCCUGGUCCGAGUUUGUGGAGUUCCCUCAGGAGAGGAGCUCUCUUAACCUGAUCGAGCUGGGCGGCUGCUUAUAUGCUGUGGGGGGUUUUGCUAUGAUGCCCAAAGAGACCACCGAAAAAAUGGAGCCCACUGAAAUGAAUGACAUUUGGAAGUUUGACGAGGAGGAGAACUGCUGGAAUGGGAUCCUGAGGGAGAUCCGUUAUGCUGCAGGAGCCACAGUGCUUGGGGUGCGUUUGAACACCUUGAGACUCACAAAGUUGUGAUCUACAGUUGUCAUUAAUAGACAAAAUAA